AUGAGCAAGCCCACCGACAAGAAGAAGCUUACCAUCGCUGCCCAGGAGACUGAGGACUUCACCGUCGCUAACACCGAUGUCCUCACCAAGUACAAGGCUGCUGCCGAUAUCACCAACCGUGUUAUCGCUCAGAUCGCUGCUGCUUGCGUUGAUGGUGCCUCCAUCUUGGAGCUCUGCUUGAAUGGUGACAAGGCCAUCGAGGAGGGUACCAAGGCCGUCUACACCAAGGGCAAGAUUAACAAGGGUGUCGGUUUCCCCACCGCCAUCUCUGUUAACAACACCAUCUGCCACUUCUCCCCUCUCGCUGCCGAUGCUGAGGGUCUUGUCUUGAAGAACGGCGAUAUGGUCAAGGUUGAGCUCGGUGCCCAGAUCGAUGGAUACGGUGCUAUUGCCGCCACCACCGUUGUUGUCGGUGCCUCGAAGGAGAACCCCGUCAAGGGCAAGCAGGCUGAUGUCCUCAUGGCCGCCCACCAGGCUGCCGAGGCCGCCGUCCGCCUGAUCCGCGCCGGUAACGCCAACACCCCCGUCACCGACAACGUCCAGCGCAUUGCCACCGCCUACGGCUGCAAGCCCGUCGAGGGUAUGCUCUCGCACCAGCAGGAGAAGAACGUCAUUGACGGCAAGAAGCAAAUCAUUCUCAACCCCACCGAGGGCCAGCGCUCCGACUUUGAGAAGUGCACCUUUGCCGAGAACGAGGUCUACUGUGUCGACAUCAUGAUCUCCUCGGGUGAGGGUAAGAUCAAGAACAAUGCCUCGCGCACCACCAUCUACAAGAAGACCACCACCAACUACUCGCUCAAGAUGCAGACCUCCCGUGUCGUCCUCUCCGAGAUCACCAAGAAGUUCGGUCAGUUCCCCUUCAACCUCCGUCAGAUGGACGAUGAGCGCAAGGCUCGCAUGGGUCUCCUCGAGUGCAUCAAGCACAACGUCGUCACUGCCUACGAUGUCAUGGAGGAGGAGAAGGGCGAGUUUGUUGCCCAGUUCUUGUUCACCGUCUGCGUCAUGCCCUCCGGACCCCUCCGCAUCACCAACACCCCCAUCGAUCUCGAGACCAUCCAGACCGAGAAGAAGAUUGCUGAUGAGGAGAUCCUUGCCCUCUUGGCCACCGAGAUCAAGCCCAAGAAGAAGAGCGCCAACAAGAAGAAGAAGGCCGACGCUGCCGCUGCCGAGGAGAAGAAGGAGUAA
Linnemannia hyalina is the source of this 1185-nucleotide messenger RNA. The record is from the annotation of a GenBank genome assembly. Lineage: Eukaryota; Fungi; Mortierellomycota; Mortierellomycetes; Mortierellales; Mortierellaceae.